Plasmodium knowlesi strain H is the source of this 1098-nucleotide messenger RNA. RefSeq names its product ribosome-interacting GTPase 1, putative. The coding region runs from base 1 to 1098 and encodes 365 amino acids. NCBI's taxonomy places the organism in Eukaryota, Apicomplexa, Aconoidasida, Haemosporida, Plasmodiidae. Gene Ontology annotation, cellular component: cytoplasm. Gene Ontology annotation, molecular function: GTPase activity; GTP binding. Gene Ontology annotation, biological process: cytoplasmic translation. The record is from RefSeq and is a predicted model, not a curated record. The transcript has a single exon.
AUGUCUAUCCUACAGAAGAUAGCUGACAUCGAGGCCGAAAUGGCCAAGACGCAAAAGAACAAGGCGACGAACUACCAUCUGGGUUUGCUAAAAGCGAAGUUGUCCAAAUUGAAGGCACAGCUAAUUGAAGGAGGGACGAAAGGAGGCGGAGAAGGAGAGGGGUUUGACGUUUCCAAAACGGGAGAUGCGAGAAUAGGUCUAGUAGGAUUCCCCUCAGUAGGAAAAUCAACCCUAUUGAACAAACUAACCGGGACAUUUUCAGAAGUGGCUUCCUAUGAAUUUACAACUUUAACGUGUGUGCCUGGUAUUUUCAAAUAUAAAGGAGCCAAAAUGCAAUUACUAGAUUUACCAGGAAUUAUUGAAGGAGCAAAAGAUGGAAAGGGAAGAGGAAAACAAGUCAUUGCAGUAGCCAAAAGUUGUUCACUCAUUUUGAUAGUUCUAGAUGUAUUAAAACCAUUAACCUUCAAGAAAAUAAUUGAAAAGGAAUUGGAAGGUUUCGGAAUUAGGUUAAAUAAAAAACCACCAAAUAUUAUUUUUCAAAAGAAAGACAAAGGAGGAAUCAACAUCACGCACACUGUACCAUUAAACAACAUUGAUGAAGAUAUGAUAAAAUCCAUAUGCCAUGAAUACAGAAUUAUGAAUGCAAAUAUAUCCAUACGAUGUGAAGCUACUGUAGAUGAUAUCAUUGAUGUUAUUGAAGGAAACAGAUUAUAUGUUCCAUGUAUUUACGUUUUAAAUAAGGUAGACCAGAUUACAUUAGAAGAGUUAGAAAUUGUUACUAGGUUGCCCCAUAAUGUUCCUAUUUCUGCUCACUUAGAAUGGAAUCUAGAUGGGCUCCUAGAAGCCAUUUGGAACUACCUAGACUUGGUUAGAAUUUACACCAAACCUAAAGGCCAAAUUCCAGACUAUGAAUCGCCUGUUAUUUUAAAGAAGGAAAGAUCCAAGGUGGAAAAUUUCUGCAAAAAAAUUCAUAGGUCGUUAGUCCACCAGUUGAAAUAUGCCUUAGUCUGGGGUAAAUCCGUCAAACAUAACCCCCAGAAGGUUGGCAAGGAUCAUGAGCUGAAUGAUGAAGAUGUUGUUCAGUUGGUCAAGAAGUGA